GCCACCAAGUCACAAGUCACAACCGUUCCACCCAAUUCGGUUCCACCAUUUGCAAUUUCUGAACCAGGAACUGGUAAUCAACUAAUCACCCUCUGCACUUCCACCUUUAGCCUUCAGGGGACUCUCCAAUGGAGUUAAUCGUUUUCUCAAAACCCAGAAUCAUCGACCCCCAUAGCUUCUGCAUCUGCCAAUUCCUCGCACACCGCGAUCCCGGCUGGAAACGGCACAUCUCAAACCCCUCCAUACGCGCGCGCGCACCAGUCCACCACUUCCCAAUCAACUUCUUCCUUGCCCAAGAUGCUAUCAAUCAGAAGCUCAGUUGGCGUCAAGGCUUCAAAUUAAUCGUGCAGCUGGCAAAUCGCACACUGAAUAAUUUCACCACACGUUCCAGAUUUGUUGAAGUGGUGGUUAUUGUUCUUUCUGUCCAAGGAUAACACGAUAUGUUGCAGUAUCAUCCGAGAAGCUUUCAUAUCAGCACCAUCCAUUCAGAAAACACAGGUACGAGUCAAUCCCAAUUUCAAAUGCGGAAACUGCGAAUUACAUUUUAUGUGGUUGCCUUGCGGUUUGAAGCGGGAUUAUAACGAAUUCGGGUUAAAUAUUGCAUAGAGAUAAGAAAAAGAAAACACCAUAGUUUGGAACCUUUGAGUUUUGACACCUUUGGUUUCUCCAACCCAAGAACUAACAAAAGGUUUGAGUUCUACAUUAGCAAGUAUGGUGUGUCAACUUUGGUAUUUUGGGCACCUUAUGGUAGUGUAUUGUCUUGAUACGAAUUUGGCUCUAUCCCAUUUCGAAAUGAGGGCUACAUAAUUUAAAAUCGUUUUUAAAGAGCUACCAAUGUUGAUAUUAUAUUAAGAAUCUGCUCCUCCUCCGGAGAACGACACGGUUUUUGGUAAAAUACCCCUCCAUUUUUGUGUAACAAAACCACCUAGCACAUGGGAGGCAAAGUUCGCGCAACCCAGUAGAAAAACUGUCCCAAAUAACGUGCUGUUCUAGCACUUGUAGGAUGAAUGUGGUUAACGAUAACAUAGAUAGUACGAUCAGGGUUAAAUUUAAUCAUUUUCAGCAUUCCAAAGAGUCACACACAUAGACAUUAGAAAGGCUUGUAGAGUAUCUGGUGUUCCUCUGGAGAGUAGUUAAGAUCUUCCCCCGCCCUGGAAUUUCAUAGCUAAGCAUUCAUCCAUGGUCGUCAUUUGAUAACAUUGUCUGUCUCUUUGCUUUCCUGUCUAUUGGUUCCUUGAAUUGGUUAUGUUGCUAGCGCCUGGGGGUGUCUCUCCAAAUGAACAGAUCAGAAAGCUUCUUUUUCAAGUCUUCUUCUUCCUGUUCCAGAUAUGAGCCCCCUCUUCCGACUGGAGAGUACGAGGUUUUCCUUAGCUUCAGAGGUCCAGAUGUCCGCACAACUUUUUUUGAUUGUCUCUACAGUGUUCUGGCUCGUUCCAAGAUUAGAACCUUUAGAGACGAGGAAGAGCUUCGUAAAGGGGAACAGAUUGCCCCCUCCCUUGUCCAAGCUAUUAUCCAGUCAAAGAUUCACAUCCCAAUUUUUUCCCAGAGCUACGGUUCCAGCAAGUGGUGCCUUCAAGAGAUGGUGGAGUGCUGGAAGCAGGGGAAAGGACACCUCAUAGUCCCAUUUUCUAUUUUGUGAACCCUAGAGAUGUGAGGCAUCAAGAUGGUCCUUUUAAGGAAGCAUUUGAGCUGCAUGAUCAGAAACAUGAUGCAGCUACUGUAAUUGAAUGGAGGGAAGCCCUCCAAGAGGUUGGAAAAAUGAAAGGAUGGACUGUCCACAAAUCUGAUGGGUGAGGAUAGAAACCACAUAUGAGAGAGUUUUGUUGGUUCCACACUUUCUAUGCAUUUAAUUUAAUUGCUUGUUGCACGAUGACUCUUUCUUACUGUUCAUUCCGGUUUGCAAGCAAGGAGCUAUAAUAGACGCGGUUUUCUCGCGAGUCGACUCAUAUCUGAUGAGGAGUUACAAGUUGGUAGCUAAUCAAAACUUGGUUGGGAUUGAUUUUCAUGUUGAGCAGGUGGUGAGAUUACUGAACCUGGAUAACUCUCAAGGCGUGAAAAUUGUUAGCAUUCAUGGUAUAGGUGGCAUUGGUAAACCCACUCUUGCCAAGGCUGUUUAUGACGAGAUCUAUCCUCAUUUUGAUCAUUGCUGCUUUCUGGAGGAUGUACGUGAAGCAUUGACCAAGAAUGGUAAGGGCCUAUUAAGUUUGCAGAACAAGGUUAUCUCCAGCAUAUUGAGACAUAAUGAUGAUCCAGUUGAAGAUGCUGAUGCGGGUAUUCACGUGAUAAAAGAUAGGGUCUGCAGACACAAAGUGUUUCUCGUUCUUGACGAUGUUGAUGAGAUAAUUGAGUUUGUCAAAACAUUAGGAAAACUAGAAGAUUUUUCAGCAGGAUGUAGAAUUUUGAUCACAACUAGAGACAAAGUUUUGAACUUGCAUCAAGAAUAUAAGUUGUAUGAACUUGGAGAGAUGCGUCAUGACUAUUCGCUUCAACUAUUUAGCAAGCAUGCCUUUGGAAUGGACUACCCUCCAGAAGAUUAUGCUGCUCUGUCAGACAAAUUUGUUCAAGCUUCAGGAGGCCUGCCGUUGGCGCUUAAGGUCAUAGGGGCGCUUUUGUUUCGCAAGGGUCAAAAGGUUUGGGAAGAAAAGUUGUUGGAAUUAGAAGAAGUCCCUCCUAGUAAGAUUCAAGAAAGGCUAAAAAUAAGU
This is a messenger RNA of Linum trigynum, 2702 nucleotides long. The record is from the annotation of a GenBank genome assembly. NCBI's taxonomy places the organism in Eukaryota, Viridiplantae, Streptophyta, Magnoliopsida, Malpighiales, Linaceae.